Messenger RNA from Scleropages formosus (Asian bonytongue), 1794 nucleotides. It is a transcript of the gene lamtor1, whose product is annotated as late endosomal/lysosomal adaptor, MAPK and MTOR activator 1. Gene Ontology annotation, cellular component: late endosome membrane; membrane raft; lysosomal membrane. Lineage: Eukaryota; Metazoa; Chordata; Actinopteri; Osteoglossiformes; Osteoglossidae. Gene Ontology annotation, molecular function: molecular adaptor activity; guanyl-nucleotide exchange factor activity. Bases 138 to 617 code for a protein of 159 amino acids. The record is from RefSeq and is a predicted model, not a curated record. The transcript is spliced from 5 exons. Gene Ontology annotation, biological process: positive regulation of TOR signaling; cholesterol homeostasis; cellular response to amino acid stimulus.
GACGAGGGACGGAGGAGGAUAGCCUAGCCUAGGGGGUGCGCGGUUGUUUCGGCUGUUUAUUAAUUCUAUAGCGAAGGAAAACUGGAUUUUGGACCUGGUUUCCUUGGCAGAGAGCCGAGAACUGCACGGCCGACAUCAUGGGGUGCUGUUACAGCAGCGAGACGGAGGGCACGGAACAGAGUCAAGAAACGAAACCAUUGAUCCCCCACCCAAACCCGGAGAGCAAACCCAACAACGGGACAGAGCGGAACUCUGCUAACCUUCCUUCCGCACGGACGGAUGAGCAGGCUCUCCUAUCAUCUAUCCUCACCAAGACAGCACUGAAUAUAAUUGAUGUCUCAGCUGCUGACUCACAAGGAAUGGAGCAACAUGAGUACAUGGACAAAGCGCGGCAGUACAGUACAAAACUGGCAGUCUUGAGUAACAGUCUGUCACAGAAAAAACCCACAGCCCUUCCUUCCCUCACUAGUCAGCCACAUCAGGUGCUCGCUAGUGAACUUGUUCCAUAUUCGGACGUGCAACAGGUUUCGAAGAUAGCCGCCUAUGCAUACAGUGCAAUUUCACAGAUUAAGGUGGAUGCGAAAGAAGAAUUGGUUGUGCAGUUUGCAAUCCCCUGAUCUCGCCCUGGCCGCUCCAUUUUCUGUCUCAGUUUUUUUCCUCACAGCAUCUUCCCUUUCUCUCCAUCUCAUCGAGCUAUCAGCAGAGCAGGAACAGCUGCGGACUGAAAAUCUUCUGAACUAUAUGUCAACUUCUGCUACAGAAAAAGUUUAUCCCCAGAAGCUACGGUGGAAUUUUAAAAUCGAAUGUGCAGUAUAAGAAUGGUGUUAAAUCUGUUUUAAGCGACUAAGCUUGGUAAUAAAAUAUUUAUGUGACGCUGGAAAGGGCUGUAUCUCAAACCACCUCUGGAAGCCUUUGCUUUGAGAUUGAAAAGUGUCAGGUCUUGACCACACGGUGGAAUAAUGUUGUAGUUUUGCUAUCAAGUGUAUCCAGAGCCAACACUGUGUGACAGCUGCGUUUCUGUCACUUCGCAUCUAGAUGUGUUGGUAACUGAAGCUACCCUCCUUGACGGGAAAAGGUUGAGAAAUGUCACCCAAGCCUGCUGCCACAAAAACCAUUUUGCAAAACACCACAAACACUACAUACUUCACUGAAUGAAACUUCUCCCUUAUUGAGAGGAGAUGGGUGAGGGGAGGGACUGAGAGAAGUGGGCUUUGGUCAUUGUCCUGGUGUCUGGAAAGAUGUUAAUGUCACUCACAGUUGCUUAUCCAAAAUUUGUUGUUUGCAGGCCUUAGGUGAAACACAUAAAAGAUGGCUCGGAAGGCACGACUAAAUGUAUCAGUUCUUCCCAUGUGUUCAGUUUCUGUGGAGAGAUGGAAACGGAGAGUUGCAUACAAGUUGCAUACACUCCACCCCUCUGUGAAUUGUGCUGAGCUGGGAAGUGCUGCUCAUGGGAGGUACUUGUUUGAAGAAUAGAAGCUACAAGCUUUGCCACCCUUUUUAUUAAAAAGAAACAUUUUAUCUGGGUUCAUUUUGAUGAAACAUACCAAUAUAAUUUUGGUGCCAAUUUUGUUUCACCAGAAUUUAUAGUCCCUUUGACUGAUGUAUGUUGAACAAAUGGAGGUUAAAUUGCCUAAUAAUGCUGUUGUAAUUUAUUUCUUUUGUAUUUAUCCUGCGUUUUCCGGGUGCAAGCAGAUCUCUAGUGGAAAGGCAAGCACAUCUGAGUUUUUAAAGGGAUGUACUAUGGGGUUAACAUGAACACUUUUUUUUUUGCUUCUUGCAGUGUGCUGUUAGUAU